Molecule: messenger RNA, 1833 nt
Organism: Nelumbo nucifera (sacred lotus)
Lineage: Eukaryota; Viridiplantae; Streptophyta; Magnoliopsida; Proteales; Nelumbonaceae
Product: snurportin-1 protein
Biological process (GO): snRNA import into nucleus
Cellular component (GO): nucleus; cytoplasm
Source: RefSeq, a predicted model, not a curated record
CUCCCAAGUCCCAACUGACUCGAUUCAAAUAGAACUUUUGCGCCCUGCGGAGACUGGAGUGGAGAGGAAAACCGAAAGAUUGUGUGAUGUGUGUCAUUUUGAUUUUCAAAAUUCAAGCCAUCAGCUAGGGUUUACUACAGAAAAGAAGGGCGCGUCUGAAGCGAGGGUAAACAGUGGGUGCAUUAAAACACCAGGAUGCCGCCCCGCGAUCUCCGCCGUCCGUUCAAACGCCCGGCCAUCUCAGAUCAGCAGAAACGCCGAGAGCUUGCGCUGCUUCGUCAGGCACAGAAUCGGCGGGACUCUCAGCACCAGGCCCGCCACUUAGCAUCGUCUGUCCUUUCCCUUCAAAACCAGAAUACUGAACCAGAAGCCGAAUUGGGACCUGAAUCCGAAACGGUGGAAUCCGAACAGGAAACUCUCUCGAAGGAUCUCGACAUUCUUCAGGCCUCGAAACUUAAAGGCUCCGAAGCUCGUAAAUGGUUCGCGCGACAGCUCAUGCUCCCUGAGUGGAUGAUCGACGUCCCCCCUCGAUUAAAUACCGAUUGGUAUGUUUUUGCAAGACCUUCUGGGAAACGAUGCUUUGUGGUUUCUUCCAAUGGAACAACGGUCAGUAGGCUUCGGAAUGGCUCCAUCUUGCAUCAUUUCCCAUCUGCUUUGCCGAAUGGAGCCAGGACAAGAGACAUCUCUGGUCCUGCUCACUCAUUUUGUAUCCUCGAUUGCAUUUUUCAUGAGCCGGAUCAGACUUACUAUGUGAUUGACAUGGUUUGCUGGCGAGGAUACUCACUUUAUGACUGCAGUGCUGAGUUCAGAUUCUUUUGGUUGAACUCCAAGCUUGCAGAGACAGGAGCUUGUGACCCUCCUUCCUUAUAUCAUAAGUACAGAUUUAGUUUGGUUCCCAUCUAUGAGUGUAACCAAAUUGGUUUACACACAGCAUACACAGGCGUUGUGCCGUAUGUGAAAGAUGGGCUUUUGUUCUACAACAAGCAUGCUCAUUACCAGACUGGAAACACACCACUGGCAUUAGUCUGGAAGGAUGAAAACUGUAGUCAAUAUGUCCUUGAUACAGACAGUAAUGGACAAGUUCCAACCCAGCAACAGGUUGUCCUUGAUCUGCAAGAGGAUGGUAGAUUAACUACAUCAGAUGAUCCUCCUGUUGUCUUUGGGUGCUUGGAUGGAGAUUUUGUGCAGAAGUCAGGAUUGCGACCGGGAAGUUUUGUGCGUUUUGCGGUUAGUGAUGAAGGCAUGAGAUUUGUAGAUGGAAAGCUUGAGAUGGCCAACAUACAUUAUAUUGGCAAGGCCAACCGUGCACGUGCUUUUGCAGAUAGUUACUCUAAGGUCCUAUUCCAGUAUGCUGCUCGACAUUCUCCUCUUAGAUUUGGUGACCUUAUUGAAUCAGUCAGUUCUUUUUCUGACCUAGGAAAUGAAAAUUUGGAUGUUGAAAUGGUUGAUUGAUAAUGAUUGUGAUAUAAUUGGAGUUUCCUAGCACCCAGCAUACAAAAUUGCCGGUAACAGGUACUUGAUUGGCUAUUGAGUAUCCUAGAGAAAUGUCUAUAACAUGACUAGCAUUUGGCUGCCAACGGUCAAAAUUCCCAUCUGGCACACAACACAUUGGCCAAUGAUCCAUGUGGCAAAAAAACGUCUCAUACCCUUCUUUUGUGAAAGGAAGAUUGUGUCAUGCUAGGUCUUCAUAGGCAUCUUUUGCCUGGAAUAUGCUUCAAGAAUGACCAUUUUUGCUAAAAGUGUAUGCUAUGAUGAAAGCACAUCCAUGUAUACUUUUUGCAUUGUUAAAUGAACUAUUGAAUUAUAUAUGAUCAUUCUCAGAGGAAACUGUCA